Molecule: messenger RNA, 814 nt
Organism: Rubroshorea leprosula
Lineage: Eukaryota; Viridiplantae; Streptophyta; Magnoliopsida; Malvales; Dipterocarpaceae
Source: the annotation of a GenBank genome assembly
AUUUUCUUCCCUACCUUUGCUAAAAAAAGAACAGAAAAAAACAAGACCAGAAAGGAAAAGAGGAGGAACAGAGACUGCAUUGGAGGAGAAGAAGGGGAUCGAUUUCUCGGUCUCCAAAAUGGGUUUGAAUCAAAGGUUCUCGCAUCUCUUUUUCUUCUUCCUUCUUGCUGGAUUUGCCUCUUCUUCCACUCAUAUUUCAAAUGAUGUUUUUGAGUCUCAUGAAAUUACUGGGCCCUGCACUGUAGACUUCGAGCAUCAGAACUACACAAUAAUAACUAGCAAGUGCAAGGGACCUCAGUACCAUGCCAACCUCUGCUGUGAAGCUCUCAAGGAAUUUGCGUGCCCUUCCGCAGAGGACAUCAAUGAUCUCUCCACAAAUUGUGCUGCGACCAUGUUCAGCUAUAUCAAUCUCUACGGGAAAUACCCUCCAGGCCUCUUUGCUAGUCUGUGCCGCGAAGGACAAAAUGGCCUUGAAUGUAAGGAUGAAAAGGCUGAUCCUGCAGAUGCGGCAACUACCAAGUCAUCAUUGCUAAUGCUCACCUCUGCAUUCCUAGUGUUAUUCUUGCAAUAUUUCCUUUAAAGAUCGGAUGUGGAGAUUUUCUUCUUUAUCGACAAUGGUUCCAUAAAAAAGAUUGGUUUCUGGUGAUGUUUUUUCAAAAUUUGUAUGUUUAUUAUCAGCAUUCUUUAAUUAAAACCAUGUCUCUCUGAUGAUAUAUGUAAUCUUUCUACUCUUAAUUACUUUCAAACAAUGUAGACCUCAGUAAAACUGCUGUAUAAGCAAACUGCGUUAGCACAAUAAAAUGCCUAGUAUUUU